Molecule: messenger RNA, 2209 nt
Organism: Sarcophilus harrisii (Tasmanian devil)
Lineage: Eukaryota; Metazoa; Chordata; Mammalia; Dasyuromorphia; Dasyuridae
Gene: TRIM50
Product: tripartite motif containing 50
Exons: 9
Coding region: 277-1740 (487 amino acids)
Molecular function (GO): zinc ion binding; protein binding
Source: RefSeq, a predicted model, not a curated record
GCGCGCCCUGUCGCCGAGCCGUGUGGCCUUGUGCGCCACUGAGGGCUCACAUUCGCCACUGGGUACUUUGAGACGAGCCCUGCCCAGUCAAUCAUUUCCCCGGCAUUACAUGAGGAGCUGAUGUAGGAGGUCCCUCCCGCCGCUGAAUCCUCCCAUCCCACAGUGAAUGACGUCAUGUUCCUGAGCGUCUAUAGAAGGGGGAUGAUAAUGUCUGUCGCAGGCUGCUUCAGGAGGCUGUGAUCCAUCGAGAGACUCCGUUGAGCCUGGAAAGUGUGGAUGGCGCUGCUGACGAGGGACCCUGAUCUGGCGAACCGGCUUCGAUGCCCCGUUUGCCUGGAGGUCUUCAAGGAGCCCCUGAUGCUACAAUGUGGCCAUUCUUACUGCCGAGAUUGUCUGAACGCCUUGGCCCACCACCUGGGCAGCCAACUGUUCUGCCCCGUGUGCCGGCGGGUGGAGCCCGACGUCAGCAACUCCCCGCCCAACGUUUCCCUGGCCCAGGUGAUCGAAGCUCUGCACCUCCCAGGGGAGCAGGAGCUGAGCCUCUGUCCCCAUCACCGAAACCCUCUCAGCCUGUUCUGUGAGAGGGACGGGGAGCUCAUCUGUGGCCUUUGUGGCCUCCUGGGCUCCCACCAGCAGCACCAGGUCACACCCGUCUCCACUGUGUACAGCCGCAUGAAGGAAGAGCUCUCGGGCCUCUUCUCGGACCUGAAACAACAGCGAGAAAAACUGGAGGAACAGAUCACCAGAUUAGGGAACAACCGGACGCGGAUCACGAAUGAGUCCGAUGUGUUCCAUUGGGUGGUCCGGAGGGAGUUCCAGGAGUUGCACUGCCUGCUGGACGAGGAGAAGGCCCGGUGCCUGAAGGGUGUUGAGUGCCACACACGGGGCCUUGUGGCCUCCAUGGACAUCCAGCUGGAGCAGGCCCGGGGCACCUGCGAGCGGCUGAACCGCGCCCAGCACCUCCUGGAGCAGCUCAGCGAGGAGAGUCCCCUGGACUUCAUCCAGUACCGUGCCACGGCCUCGAGCCCCGAGCUCCGGCAGACUCUGCUCCUGGAGGGAACCUUCCAUGCCGUCUCCUUCAAGCCCGGCUUCCAUCCGGCCGACCUCAAGAUGGCGGUGUGGAAGCGACUGUUCCGCCAGGUUCUGCCCACCAUGGAGGCUCUGAAAUUGGACCCGGCCACGGCCCACCCACUCCUGCAGCUCUCCAAGGGGAACACGGUGGUCCAGUGCAGCCCCCUGUCCCAGCGUUGCGUCGGCCACCCCGACGGCUUUGACUACAACACCUGCGUCCUCACCAGCCGGGGCUUCUCCUGCGGCCGUCACUACUGGGAAGUGGUGGUGGGCAGCAAGAGCCACUGGCGGCUCGGGCUCAUCAAGGGCACCGCCAGCCGAAGGGGCAAGCUGACCAAGUCCCCGGAGCAUGGAGUGUGGCUGCUUGGGUUCAAGGAGGGCCGGGGGUACGAGGCCUUCCAGUGCCCCCGUGUGCUCCUGCCCGUGGCUGGCCGCCCCCAGCGGAUAGGCGCCUAUCUGCACUACGAGCAGGGGGAACUCACUUUCUUCGAUGCGGAUCGCCCCGAGGGCCUCCAGCCCCUGUACACCUUCCAGGCUGACUUCCAAGGCAAGCUGUACCCCAUCCUGGACACCUGCUGGCACGAACGGGGCAACAAUUCCCUUCCCAUGGUUCUGCCUCAGCCCCCAGGGCCCGGCCACCUCCCUGCCCUGGAGCACACCAAACUGUAGGUGUCGGUCUCCUCCUCUCCCACAGGCUGUGGCGGGUGCCAUGGGGCAGGCUGACAGCUUAUAGGGUGCUGGAAGUGGCAUUUUCAACUAAGUGGAUGCUCAUAACUGGGGAGCAGCCCAAUAAGUUACAGUGUAGGAAAGUAAGGGUAGGUUAUUAUUUUAUAAAAUGAUGAACAGACUGAUUUUAGAAAAGUCUGCAAGAUUUACAUGAACUGAUGCUGAGUGAAGCGAGCAGAACCAGGAAAACACUGUACAUGGUACAGGAGGAUGUGUGAUCAACCACGCUAGACUCAGUUCUUCUCAGUCUUUCAGUGAUCCAAGACAAUCCCAAUAAACUUCGUAUGGAAAACGCGUCCAGAGAGAGACCUCUGAGACUUAGUGUGAAUCAGUUGCAUGUGAUUUUUACCUUUUUUUUUCUUCUGUGUUUUUUUCCUUUCUUUUGUUCUGAUUUUUCUCUCCCAACAUGACU